GGGAAAAACCCAUAAAAAAACCAAAAAUAAACAAAGUGUGAGCUCUCCGUUUCCUUGCAGGAUAUUGAUAAUGUCGAGGAUUGUUAAGGAAAGGAUGCGCACAAAUUUUUGUUUGUCUCACUUUUCUGCACAAAAUCUUUGGUUAUUUUGGUUUUUCCGGGAAUAUAGGGAUUAAUUAAUAAAUUUUCUUGGUCUCUUCAAGACCAAAGCGACAAUUAAGUCGACUGAUAGCCCUGCAGAAGCUCCAAAGAAACGAAUAAGCAGAGUUCAGGAAGAUGAUCCAGCUAAGAAAACCCCGUCUAAAGGAGUUUCUGGGAUUAAACCCAAGGUUUCAAGUCAGGUAACGUCCCAUGUGAGAGCCGGAGAGAAAGUUUCAACUGCCGGAAUCCGCAAACAGCCGUCCAUAUCUGACAAAGUGCCUUUGAAAAAACCAAUAAAGAUCGAAUUGAAAACCACAACAAAAUCCUCAAAUAAAUCACUUCCUCUCAAGGCUAAACCCAUUCCUGGGUUGUCUAAGAACAAUGUCAUGUCCCAGGUGCAUAAUGUUACAGUAUCCUCUCCUCCGUCGCAGCGAAAAAUGCCUGAAAUUCCUGAAAUUGUUCAUCUGCCGCGGGAUCGAACAAGAACAAGGACACUGGAUCCAGAAGAGAUUGUUGUUCUGAAGAAUAAACCUCAGCCAGAGCCUGAAGUACCAUCUGACGAGAUAGAUUCUUCCAUCUCGGAACCUGUAAAACCUGCAGUGGCCUUUGAAGUGAACUUUGAGGAUGAAAAACCAAAGGAAUCACUCAAAGAGAGGAAGAAGAAUUCACCCGAAGAACAGGAAUACAACUAUGAGGAUGAUUUUGAGUCCUAUGAAUCAGAUUUUGAGUCUGAGACUUCAUCGAGGGCCGACAGUAAGUCCAUUGAAUUGUCCGAAGGGGAGAAAAGUGACUCAACGGAGGAAUCUUUAGAAUCCUCAACGCCAACAACAUCCCCGGAAAUCCAUCAAAGUUCCAAGGAUGAGGAAAGAAAACUCGAUUCCGGAAACUACGAACUUCACAUUCAACGUGAAAGGUCCCCUCUGGACAAUAUUGAGGAACAGAAUGACUCUGGAGUUACUUUUGGUGAGGAAAUUGUUUCCGGAUUGCGUCGGGAAGUUGCAAAAAAUUCCCGUGGAGACGAAUUGAUGAAGAAAAUCUCCUUGGAUAUUAUGACAUUUUCGCUGUUUGAGCUGAAACCCAUUCCCUAUGACUACUACAUGAAAGUCUACGGGCAGGGAAAUACCGCACAGAUCUCAACGCAAACGGAUAACAAUGAAUUGGAUCAGGAUACACAGACUGAAGAAAAUGAGACCGAAAGCAUCUGGACACAGUGUCCUCCGACAUUCUCCAAGGAAAUCCUCCAUGACGGCAUGGGACUGUCGUAUCACGAGGAGCGAAUGGGCGUUGGAAGUGACACCAGGAGAACUCAUAAAUUCAGCAAUCUCAAUCAGAUUUCUCUGCAUCACAUUGACUACGAGAGUCUCAAUCAGUUCCUGCAAAAAUCAGCCGUUGCCGUUGCAAGCAUUGUGCAGAAGAAGUUGGAAGGGAAGACUCUGAAAUCAUCCACAAUUCCCUCCAGUACAGGAUACUACAAUUUGUCCCUGGAUCAUGAAAUAUUCAAGAACUACCAAAUAUUGAGGAUUUUUACCGACAGAGAAAUACCCAAUGUCCUCGUGACUGUUCACCAUUUGCACGAUGCUGCCCAGGAACCUCUCUCCUUUGCCCAUUUAAUGGGCGUCUGGAAUAUCCUGGACCCGAAAUAUCCCAUGAAGAUUUUGACCAGUUGGAGUGAUAUUUCUUGUGUCCUUGUUCACAAAUCCUCUCCUGAAACAGUCAUUUCCGCCUCUUCUGACGGAUCCCUCUUGCUCUACGACAUACGAGAAUCCCUGCAGGGUCAAGAGGACGAGAAGAUUCUAGGACAAGCACCUUGUCAAUUGAUAAUCCCAAAGAUACCCGAUAAUCCAACAGAUAUCGGCCAAAUUGUCAGAUUGAAGAGCAUGGAGUGGAAAUCUGAAGGGGAUUUCUUCAAGGAAUUCAACCCAAUUCAGAUUUGCUCCCUUCAUGAAGACGGAAUUUUAAUUGUAUGGGUCCUUGUUGAAACUUCCUCAACUGAUCUCACAGUGGCAUCCAGUGGGAAUGCCUGUGAUCACACUUUCAGCAACAUAAAACUAAUUCAGAGCAAUAUUUUCGAUCUCCGGCCGAUUUUGAUGAAAGAUAGACCACCAAGGAAUAAUUUUGAAAGGAAACUAUCGUAUUUUGAGAGUGAUUUAUUCAGUGAUACUGCUUUGAGGGAACUUCAGGGAAAAGAUAGGGCUAAGGAUACAGAUGUAGUGAUACUCUGUACGGAUUUUGAGGCAACAGUUGAGGGGUAUUUUGUAGCCACAAAUAAAUCCUUCAUACUGUUCUUCAAUAAAUCCCCUACAAGAGACAAUAUCAUCAAAAUUCCCUUAGAGGAAACUCACAGUAAAUUCUAUCCGACAAUUAUUGAGAUGUGUCCUUCAAGGGAGAAUUUGUUGAUUGGCUUUUCUGAUGGUUCAGUGAAAUUGAAGCCAAUUGUGGUAGAGGAAGAAGGAGCUUCUGGAGGAAGUUCUGAAGUAAAAGUAACCGAUGAAGAAGUCGAAGAGAACAAUCUAAGUGCAAAAUCAUGUGCCAUUCAGAAUAUUGUGAAGAACGAAAGAAAACUCUAUCAUGAUAGUCAAGCUCUCAAUAAUCUCGAUAGUUCUGAGAUGACAAAAACCUAUGCAUCUCCUCUGAAUGACUUACAGAGAAGAGAACUGAGAGUUGAAGGAACUGUUCUUGGUGGAUCAUAUUUCCGCAAGGAAUUUGUCAGGAAGAUUCAAAUGACAAGAAAACACAUUUUUGCUCUGUGUGGAGAUCACCUAAAGGCAUUUCACUUGAAAGAUCGGCAGGAGAUGGAGAUGGAACUGAAUCAUUUGAAAAUUGUCGAUAUUGGGUCAACUGAUGGCUUUCUAAAGUCACGAUUGGUCAUUGCAACGAAGCGAGAAAUACAAGUUUAUAAUUUUGAUAUAUGCUGAAGAGGCUUAUAAUAUGCAUUUUGUUCGAGAAAUUUGCUCAUCUUUCCCCAAUAACGAUGUCCAAUAGAGGGUUUGCGGUAUCUUUGUUUUUUUCCAUUUUGUU
Messenger RNA from Phlebotomus papatasi, 3158 nucleotides. Its product is annotated as cytoplasmic dynein 2 intermediate chain 1. Gene Ontology annotation, molecular function: dynein heavy chain binding; dynein light chain binding. Gene Ontology annotation, biological process: intraciliary transport. NCBI's taxonomy places the organism in Eukaryota, Metazoa, Arthropoda, Insecta, Diptera, Psychodidae. Bases 527 to 3055 code for a protein of 842 amino acids. The transcript has 4 exons. Gene Ontology annotation, cellular component: cytoplasmic dynein complex. The record is from RefSeq and is a predicted model, not a curated record.